Messenger RNA from Mytilus trossulus (common blue mussel), 1392 nucleotides. Its product is annotated as dynein light chain Tctex-type protein 2B-like. Bases 267 to 893 code for a protein of 208 amino acids. The record is from RefSeq and is a predicted model, not a curated record. NCBI's taxonomy places the organism in Eukaryota, Metazoa, Mollusca, Bivalvia, Mytilida, Mytilidae. Gene Ontology annotation, molecular function: dynein intermediate chain binding. Gene Ontology annotation, cellular component: cytoplasm; cytoplasmic dynein complex. Gene Ontology annotation, biological process: microtubule-based movement. The transcript has a single exon.
UAAUAUUAUUCUUAUCAGGAUUCACCGUUGUCACUACGGGAUACAAGUAUCUGAUAAAGUAACAUUCAAUAAAUGACGUAUCAUAUUUGAUGAACUGCAUACAUAUGUACUCCUGUGCUCCAUACAGACUGAAGUUUUAAAGUCGACGUGUACACCAAUACAACAACCAAAGGAUUGUUGAUAGAAAAUCGGAUUGCCAAUAUUGGUAUUACGAAGAAAGUUUUGGAAUUGUUUAUUUAAGCUUUUACUUAAAGAAUUAAGCUAAUAUGACAUCUGUUGAUAAAAGAAACGCAAUGGCGCGUAAAAAAUCGUUAGCACCUCCAGAUAUGGUCAGAAAGAAAUCAAUUGCACCGCAAGAAAUUCAUUUUGACAUUGAACGAAAAGGCUCACAAGAUUACGGAAGAAAGCAGUCGAUUUCUUACGGAUCGGAUAUUUCAAGAAGAAUGUCUAUGGCGCAUAGGAGACAGUCAGUGGUUGAAUCACUCACUGGAAGAUCAGCGCUUAUAUUGACGUCUAAUGCACAACAGAAAAAUGUUAAAUAUGAGAAUACAUACAAGCUUGAACCUGAGGUUAAGUUCCAAACUGACAAAAUCAAAAGUGUUAUUGAAGAAAUUUUGGAAAAUGAGCUAGCAGAUAUGACAUAUAAGCCAGAAAUUUGCGUAAGUCAAUCAAAAUUAUUAGCAGAGAAAAUCAAACAGGCAGUAAAAGCGCAGGACUUUGAUAAAUACAAACUUGUAGUGAUUGUAGCGAUAGGCGAAAACGAAGCAAGUCCAUCAGUGUCUUUUACAAGUCGGUGUAUUUGGAACGUUAGUGCUGACAAUUAUUCAGAAUAUGUGUAUCGUAACAAGUCGCUGUAUGCUGUAGGAAUGGUAUACGCAGUUUCUAUAGACUGAUUAAGCAAUAUGUGUAUAGGUAGAUCGUGCUUUAAUAACUCUUUUUCAAAAUCAUUGCUAUUCAGAAAAAUGUUGUAUUGAAUUUUCACAAUUGUGUCUUUGGUAAAUACAUUCAGGAAAUUUAAAAAUAUUUAAUUGUGAUAUAUUUCAAUUCAAAUGGAACGUAUUCAUUGAUGUACCGGUUGGACACAAAUUAUAUAUGUACAAUAAAUUGACUUAAAUGGUGUUUGACGAAUAAUGGCAUAUUCAAUUAUACAGAGGGCACAGUAUUAUUUUUUUUAAUGGUAGAGUUAAACGUAUGUAAUUUUAUUCACGUUUAAAAAAAAAAAGAAAUUCAAGAAUAAACAAAACAUUACAAUCUAAUUGAAUGGAAGACUUUGAAUAUUUAAGAUAUUAAAAAAUCUAUUGAUAAGAAUUUUGACAUAUUCUGUACAUAACAUGUAGGUUUGAAUACUAAUUUCUUUCAUUGCUUUGGUAAGCAUGUUCGAAAUCGAUUGAA